GCCGGCAUCUGAUUCCGGGUGAGCGCGGAGUUGCAAUGGCGGCCUGUGGGAGCGAGGCCAGGGUCGGGGAUGUGGAGGAGGACGCUUCUCAGCUGGUGUUCCCGAAAGAAUUUGAAAGCUCAGAGACCCUGUUAAACUCUGAGGUCCACAUGCUACUGGAGCACCGAAAGCAGCAGAAUGAAAGUGCAGAGGAUGAGCAGGAGCUCUCUGAAGUCUUCAUGAAAACAUUAAACUACACAGCCAGGUUCAGCCGCUUCAAAAACAGGGAAACCAUCGCCAGUGUCAGGAGUCUGCUAUUACAGAAGAAACUGCACAAGUUUGAGCUGGCUAGUCUGGCCAAUCUGUGUCCUGAGACGGCUGAGGAGGCCAAAGCCCUCAUUCCCAGCUUGGAAGGUCGAUUUGAGGAUGAGGAGCUCCAGCAAAUCCUUGAUGACAUUCAGACCAAAAGAAGCUUCCAGUAUUAGCUCCAAUAUCUGCAAAAGCCUGGCUCUGCCUGAUGCUAACCUACUGAACAAUGGUGCUGAUACUUGUCUCUGAUUG
Chiloscyllium plagiosum (whitespotted bambooshark) is the source of this 540-nucleotide messenger RNA. RefSeq names its product RNA polymerase II subunit D (gene polr2d). Gene Ontology annotation, cellular component: RNA polymerase complex. NCBI's taxonomy places the organism in Eukaryota, Metazoa, Chordata, Chondrichthyes, Orectolobiformes, Hemiscylliidae. The record is from RefSeq and is a predicted model, not a curated record. Gene Ontology annotation, biological process: DNA-templated transcription initiation. Gene Ontology annotation, molecular function: nucleotide binding.